Cannabis sativa is the source of this 1010-nucleotide messenger RNA. RefSeq lists its product as uncharacterized. The record is from RefSeq and is a predicted model, not a curated record. The coding region runs from base 145 to 741 and encodes 198 amino acids. Lineage: Eukaryota; Viridiplantae; Streptophyta; Magnoliopsida; Rosales; Cannabaceae. The transcript is spliced from 7 exons.
GGAAAGCGUGAUUCCAUUGGAAAGAAAUAUUCAUAACAAACAACAAAACAAAGCCAUUAAACCAAACUAUUCAAUUCUGGGUUUUACUCUGCUUCACUUAGUUAGGGCGGUCGCGGGAAAAUUUGUUAUUUUCUCGGGAAAAUUAUGUCCAACACCACCACCACCACCGCAGCACCCGAAGAUGAACCUUCCGUUCCUAGAUUGUCUUCCAACACCGUAUUAAGAAGGAGGCCCGAUCCUUUCUUGCUCGUCUGGAGGUUCUUUAGCGUAAUCACCGCUCUCGUUGCCAUUCUCUGCAUUGUCGUCAAUGUUCUCUCCGCCAUCAGAUCUUUCAAGAACGGAUCUGAUAUUUUCGAUGGAAUAUUUCGGUGUUACGCUGUUUUGAUUGCUGCUUUGGUUGUUGUAGCUGAGACGGAAUGGGGAUUUAUCUUGAAGUUUUGGCAGGUCUUGGAGUAUUGGGUUGGUAGGGGGAUGCUGCAGAUCUUUGUUGCAGUGAUGACAAGGGCUUUUCCUGACUAUUCUAGUGAGAAAAGGAACCUUAUUUUCCUUCAGAACUUAGCAAGCUACAUGCUUCUUGCUUGUGGUGUAGUUUAUGUUAUUUCGGGAAUCCUAUGCCUUGGCUUCCUCAAACGUGCUCGUCAGAAGAAAGAAAUUACAAGGGAGCAGGCAGUAAGAGAUCUAGAGGAAUUGGAGAGACGGAGGGAGGAACUUGAAGAAUUGCUUAUCGAGGAAAGAGGUUGAGAGACUACAUAAUUUGUAAGAGAUGCUAAAACAAAAUCUGUAUUGUUUUGUUAAGGUUGGGUAGAAUAAAUGAGGCCAAGAUUUGUUAAUUUUCAUGAACUUAGUUAUUGAGUGAGUAAUCUGUUCUGUUUGUUCCAGCAUCGCCUUGUGGAUGAGCCUGUUUUUCUGUAAAUAAUUUGUACAGUGAAUGUGAAAUUUCGUAGCCAAAAAAGAAAAAAAAGGAAUUGAAUUUGAAUAGCAGAGCUCAUAAGUGAUGAAAUUCUUACUUA